Messenger RNA from Alligator mississippiensis (American alligator), 8404 nucleotides. Its product is annotated as bifunctional 3'-phosphoadenosine 5'-phosphosulfate synthase 2. Gene Ontology annotation, molecular function: inositol phosphate phosphatase activity; sulfate adenylyltransferase (ATP) activity; acid phosphatase activity. Gene Ontology annotation, biological process: 3'-phosphoadenosine 5'-phosphosulfate biosynthetic process; sulfate assimilation. NCBI's taxonomy places the organism in Eukaryota, Metazoa, Chordata, Crocodylia, Alligatoridae. The record is from RefSeq and is a predicted model, not a curated record. The coding region runs from base 112 to 1476 and encodes 454 amino acids. The transcript is spliced from 5 exons.
CCGCAGAGCAGCCGCCUGAAGCCCCGCCCCGCGCCCGGGGCAGCGCCCGCCCCUUCCUGCGCGCCAGGUCCCCGCUGCAGCCUCCCCUGUUCUGCUCUGGCUUGCCGCGCCAUGCAGCCCUGCCGCCCGCCCGCGCUGCUGCUGCUGCUACUGGCGGCCCUGGCGCGGGGGCAGGAGGCGGCGGCGAGCGGGUCCCUGAGCGCCUACUUCGGUACCAAGUCUCGCUACGCGGAGGUGAACCCGCACCUGCUGCGGGACCCGCUGGCGCCGCCCGCCUCGGGGCAGCUGCUGCCCGCCGCCGCCUGCGCCCCGCUGCAGCUGCGCGCCCUGGCGCGGCACGGCACGCGCUUCCCCACGCGCAAGCAGAUCCUGCGGCUGGGCCAGCUGCACCGCCGCCUGCGCGCCGCGCCCGCGCCCUGCCCCGCCGCGCAGCGCCUCGCCGCCUGGGACCUGUGGUACCGGCCCGACAUGGACGGGCGCCUGGCCGAGCAGGGCCGCCGCGACAUGGAGCACCUGGCCCGGCGCCUGGCCGCCCGCUUCCCCGCCCUCAUCUCGCCGCGCCGCCGCGCCGCCUUCCUCAGCAGCUCCAAGCACCGCUGCGUGGAGAGCAGCGCCGCCUUCCGCCAGGGGCUGCCCCCUGCCCCAGAUAUGGAGAACCAAGUUCUUGAAAUUAAUGAUAAAUUAAUGAGGUUCUUUGAUCACUGUGAGAAGUUCAUAACCUGUAUAGAAGAAAACAGAACAGCUUUGCAUCAAGUGGAUGCCUUCAAAAAUGGUUCCAAGAUGCAAAACGUUUUGGAAAAAAUUGCCAAUACCUUAUGUCUACCAGUGAAUGAGUUGAAUGCAGAUCUGAUUCAAGUGGCUUUUUUCACCUGUUCAUUUGAGUUGGCUCUUAAGAAUGUGACCUCUCCUUGGUGUUCAAUCUUUGAUGAAGAAGAUGCUAAAGUACUGGAAUACCUGAAUGAUCUAAAGCAAUAUUGGAAAAGAGGAUAUGGCUAUGAUAUCAACAGUCGUUCUAGCUGCAUUUUAUUUCAAGACAUCUUCCAAAAAUUGGACAAAGCAGUGUCGGAGAGUAAAAGUUCCAUGCCCAUUUCUUCACCUGUAAUUCUGCAGUUUGGACAUGCAGAGACCCUCCUUCCACUGCUUGCUCUCAUGGGUUUUUUUAAAGAUGACCAGCCCCUUACUGCUAACAAUUUCGAUAAACAAAUGAAUCGUAAGUUUCGCACUGGUCGUAUUGUGCCCUAUGCAUCAAACUUGGUGUUUGUACUUUACCACUGUGAUCAAGCCAAGACCCCAAAAGAAGAGUACCAGGUGCAGAUACUGUUGAAUGAAAAGGUGAUGCAGCUUCCUCACUCUGGGGAAACGGUCUCUUUCUAUGCAGACCUGAAGAACCAUUAUAAGGACAUCCUUCAAAACUGCCAUUUCAAUGAAGUUUGUAAAUUACCAAAAACUAAUACUAAUACCACCGAUGAACUUUGAGGAAGCUAAAUGGAUCAAAUACUAUGGAAACUGAACUUGAGUGUGCAGUCCAGCAGUAAUCAUGAACAAGCAUUUUUAAUUGGUGUAUAUUUGACUUGGUGUUGAUAUAUUGACAUUUUAAACUUGCAUUUCCAAACCAGUGACAAAUACAUAUUUCUCUGAUUUGGUUAGCUUAAUACAAGCACUUAGCAAGCAUAUGUUGCCCAUGUAUUGCCUCAAUAUGGUUACAAAAACAGAUAAAUCGGCAUGAUUGUUUGGGAAAAGCAUUUGUUACAAGCACAAAGAUGCAAGGUAACGUGUAUUUUUUUUUGCUGUGAUAUGUAUUAAUAUAUAAAUAUUGGACAUUCCUCAUCAGGGGAUACAAUAGAUGGACUUGGAGUCUGGGGAAAAAGUUUAUUUUACCAGAGCUGCAGUUAGUGUGAUUGAUAGCACUUCUCUUUCAGUCUGUUUUUCCUUUGUGUUCUCCUACCCCAUAAUGACCCCUUCUAGUAUGCAAGAGUAUUUUUGGCUGCCUUUCAUGGGUGCUCAUCAAGGAGAAGGUGCAAAGUGCUUUCUUCCUAGUUGCUGUCUAGGUAGGAACUAGGCAUAAUUCUAAUUCUUGUGCUUCUGUGAAAAUAGCUGCUUCUCUUGCUAAUGAACCCAUGGGCUUAUUCAGACCCAAGAGGGACAGGAAGGUGAAUUUUCAGAAACUAAAUCCCACUUCCACCAAACUAACCGACCUCAUCAGUCCCUGAGGGAAGUGCACAGUGCAUUCUCUAAGGUGGCAAUGUAGUAUUCAUGUUCUCUCAAGUGUUCUUGUUGUGCCUUCCUUGAUCUUUAUUGCAUUCUCUUUUUAUUAAUUUAGGUUAGCGCAUGCAGAUAUUCUCUUAAGCCUUGCUGAGACUGGAUAUCUUUGUCCUCUGGCAAGUAGUGAUUUUUUUUUUUUUGUAUUCCAGCAACUAUUGAGCAAAGAUUUGUAAAUUUUCACUUCCAGCGUGUCCUAAAGUAGUAAAUGUAGUAUCCUGUGGGCUUGCUUUGUCCAUGUGCCAGCCAAACUUUGGUCGAAGAUUGUUUGUUCUAAAGGAGUAGGCUGCUUGUUCCUUGCAUACUGGAUUAGUGUAUUGUGUUAAAGAAAUUGUAUUUAAAGUAGGUUUACUUGUUACAGUAGGUAAUACAAAGUAGUUUAAAAAUAUUUGUAAUGUGAUUGUGGUUAUAAAAAAUUCAGGUAAAAAGGUGAAGGAAAUACCAAGCAAAUAAUUAAAGUCAAAUAGAAUUAAAAUCUCAUAAAAAUCCAGUUAAAUUUGGGCAGGUUCAAAGUUACCAGGAGCAAAUUUUUCAAACAUCUUAAUAGUCUGGGUUUACAUACUUAUGAAAAUUUUGUUCAUGUGUGGGAUAUGCUGUUGUUUUUGUAAAAUGCUUGGAUAAAUUUUAACAGUUGAACAACACAGCUUUUAAAUGGGUAUCUAGAAUAUUUUUUUUACUUUUGAAAUCAUUUGAUUUUAAUGUUUCUAAUGGUGCCCUGUCUGCCUUUAAAGGCUUAGUCUUAUGCUGGGAGCACCAUUAUCAAGACAAUGUUAAUAGAGAGAUGAUGGUUCCAAGCACUGAUCUGAAUUGUUGAAACAGUGGAGGUUAUUUCUAAAUUCUGAAAACUGCUGGUGAAAUAUUUAGCUUUAAGCCGGUAUGGUAUUAUAAGCAAUCAUUGUAGGAAUCUCUUUAAGUAAAUAAGGAACUGGUAGAAUGAGUAAGGGCAAAUAUACUAUGUUGAAGCAAAUACAGCAAAAUAAUCAAGGUAUAAAAUAAACUUGGUCCUUUCUAACUGCAGAUAAUGUUGUUUUAUGUCCAUCUUCAGCUCAGCUUUUUUUGUUUGUUCCUGUAUUGAAGCUGUAUAGUAUAUUAGAUGCAUCUGCCAUAAUUUUCACGAACAAUCUUACUGUGGUAAAAAGGAAAUAAGUUAUGAAGGAGCAAACCUUUGUUUACCCCUUAUAACUUUGGUAACUAGUAAAUUAAGUUGUAUAGUGCUGACUUGGCAGAAAAUUCUUCCUGGAUAUAAAUUGCCUUAUAUAUUCUGAGAUUAUUUUCUGGUUUUGAACCACAAAGGUAAAACUGAGGUGAAAUUCAAUUCCAUUGAAGAGAAUGAAAGAUUUUUUCAGUAGAGCCACUAUGUUACCCAGGAAAUCCAUUAAAAGGGAUAGACUAACUGAAGCAAGGCUAUACAGAAAAACCAGCCAGUGUAUGAUAAACCAGCCAGUUACAACUCUCUGGGGUAAUGGAGGCUUCCUUUUCUUAUUCACUUAAACAUCAUCCCAGGUGGAAACAUGAAGCCAUUUGUUUUCCAUUGCAAAAUCUGCACCUCUUUACUUUUUAGUGAACAGAUUUGUUUUGUUUCGUUUUAUUUUUCUUGCGGGUGCUGGCUGGGAAUGGGGAAAGAGUAUAAAUGCGUACAACUCAAUAGUGUUUCAAAGUCAGCCAGUGUAUGUUCUGUGAGGUGAAAAAGGUCUACCAAUUAGAAAGAUGUGCUGUUUUGGUUUCUGCUGUAAUACAUACAAGAUGUUUUGGAAAACUGAAGCUUGAUUUGACCCUCUAACCUAAAUAAUAUAAAUCUUUUUGGAACAGAUAAUUUUUAUUCUGGAUUAAAAUUUUGUUCAUUUACUCUACAGUAAUAAAAUAUUCCAGGUGCACAUGAGUAUAAUGCACAUAAAUAAAAUGGGCUCUUAAAAUUGUAAUUUGGGUUGGGUAAUUUAUUGAAGUAACUUGGUCAGUGCUGAGAGAGGUGUCAUGUUUACCUUCUUAUUCUUUCUUGCUAAUGUAAAUUUUUGUAAUACUUUGCAAGUUGCUGAAAUUGUGUUUCAAUUUGCCUUAAUAGUAUUUGAAUUAGGGAUGUAAAUGUAAUGUAAAAAAUUAUCCAUUUAACAUCCUGUAAGUAUAUCGGUUAAACCGUUAACUGAUAACUCCCUUCUUGUCUGCACAGAGGCAGAAAAGGAUCUUGGAGUCAUUAUUGAUUCCAAGACUAACAUGGGCUGCCAAUGUGGGGACACAGUCAGGAAAGCUAACCACACCUUGUCAUGCAUCCAUAGAUGCAUCACGAGCAGGUCCGAGGUGAUCCUCCCCCUCUAUGCGACACUGGUCAGGCUGCAGUUGGAUUACGGCGUCCAGUUCUGGGCGCCACACUUCAGGAGGGAUGUGGAUAGCAUCGAGAGGGUCCAGAGGAGGGCCACUCACAUGAUCAGGGGGCAGCAGGGUAGGCCCUACGAGCAGAGGCUAUGGGACAUGAACCUGUUCAGCCACCACAAGAGAAGGCUGAGAGGGGAUCUGGUGGCUGUCUAUAAACUUGCCAAGGGGGACCAGCAGGCAAUGGGAGAGUCCCUGUUCCCCCAAGCACUACUGGGAGUAACAAGGAAUAACGGCCAUAAGUUGACUGAGAGUAGCUUCAGGCUAGACAUCAGGAGGUACUACUUCACAGUCAUGGCAGCUAGGAGUUGGACCUACCCUGGGGGUCUUCAAAAGGAGGCUAGAUAAUCACCUAGCCGCGGUCGUUUGACCCCAGCAUUAUUUCCUGCCCACAGCAGGGGGUCGGACUUGAUGAUCUGCUUAGGUCCCUUCUGACCCUACCAACUAUGAAACUAUGAAAUGCAUACCUAGUCCUGACUGUGGGGUGCGAAGCCCUGGGCUGGUGCCUACCCCUGGCCUGCUGCAGCCACCUGCCCAGAGCAGCACAGGGAGUCGAGGACCAUUCACAGACUUGCUCAGACACAGCUGCUGCUGGGAAUGAUUCCCCAGGCCUUGGAUAGGGGAGAGGGGGUAGGGAGCAGCAAGUCCUACCAGACAACACAGCUAAUGUUAAGCUGCAGGUGGCAACAGCAGCCAGAGGCUUUCCUAGCUUGCUGCAGCUGCUGGCACAGUGGGAGGGAGGGAGUAGGCAAAUCAGGUUGGGAAUGGGUUUAAGACUUUACAUCUAGCCAACCUCCCAGCCCCUGUGAAUGAGCAGCUAAUAGCUUAAUUGAGUCGUCAGGCCACCUGUUGUUUUCCUCUUUAACCUCAUAGGCUAUGGGUGCUAGUCCCCCCGUCUGCCCCCCCCCCCAACUCCUCUCCUCCUUGUUCCUCACUCCCUCCUUACCUCCCUCUGUCUUACGUGCCCCGGCACCUUCCUGUUCCUGAAGCAAAGCGCCACUUCCCUUCCCUGCUAAACAGUACCCCACACUAAACGUUAACUGGUAAUGCAUUACUUGUGUAGAUAUGCUUGUUGUUUAAAAGUUUAACCUUUCGCAUCCCUAAUCUAAAUCUUUUUUAGUACAACUUUCUGUCUUGCCAUUAGAAGGCUGACAAGCAGGGUCAUAGCCAAGAUUCAAGACACCUGGGCUUUAUCCCUGCUCUGGGUUUACAGGCAGGGGCGGCUGGGAACAGUUUAUUCUGGGGUGCUGGAGGAUUGCAAAUUGCUCAUUUUACCUCCAUGGAGGAAACCAAAGUUACCCUAACAUGAGCUAGGUAGCAUGACUUGGAGUUAACCCUUACCUGAAGUGCUGUAACUCUGAGGUGUUCAUAGGACCUUUAGCACAAAUUUAUGAGCUUUAAUGCAUAGGCUGUCACUUUUUAAAAGCCCUUAGUAUGGUCUAACUGUAACAUGUAACUUCACUCUGAUAUAAAAGGUAUGAGCAUGCAAUGAGGGCACCAGUGGAGAAAAGCAUCUAAGUAUUGGCCUAAAGUUUAAGUCAUUGCAAUAAAGUCAUUAAGAUAUCUUAAAUACAUAAAUGCUUGACCUCAUUUGUGGAGACUAAAUUCAGGAAAGGUCAUGUUUCAUGAAGUAUUUUAUCAGCAUAGCUUUUCUUAUUAGACUACAUAGUAAUCAUAGACAGAAAUUCUCUAAUUCAGUACUUCUAAAAUAUAACUGUUAAAUGUUAGAGAGAGAGACAGCCAUUUUGGGGUGUAUGCUAGAACCAUUUUUUUCAGGGCUGUCUUUGUGGCUAAGUACAGUCAGUCAACAAAGCCAGAAUCAGUAAGAUGACUAAGCAACUCUUAUUGCAGACUGUGACUUUUUCAGGCCCCAUCAUGGUAGGCCCAAGUGUUUUGAAACAGUUCAUUCUUGCUUUAAAUGCAAGAAUGUCAAUUGAUUCCCCACUUUUGAGGGAUUCAUAAGAGGGAAAAAAUUGGCAACCCAAGGUUUCUUUAUUCAAUGAUUGGCAUAGUGGAGUGCAGGCAAAUUGCAUAAGCUCCUAGGCACGUUGGGUAAUACAAAUAAUAAUACAAGAUUUUGUUGCCAGUAGAUUUAAAUAGUGAAUAUGUAUAUUUUGUAACUUUCAGUGUGUUAGUCGCUUAAAGCUUAACUAUGAAGAACCUGAUGUGAUACUUUUAUACUGUUCUUGAUUUGUUACCUCAGUAUCAGCGGACUAAAACUCAGGAGUUCUGGUUUCUAGACUGUUGCUCAGUCCCAUCUAAGUCAGGGGUGACCAAGAUCCAGCCCACAGAGCAUGUCAUCUGGCCCGUGGGGCCAGAAAUAUGUUUGUGUGGUGAGCAGUGCCAGCCUUGGGCUCUAGGCCAUGCUACCUUUCUAACUGUGCAAUAGUAAGAAAGUGUCCAAAUGCUGAGUGCCCCUUACACCUAAGAUCAGAGGGGGUUAUUUUUUUUGUUUUAUUUGUGGAUUUGAGUGAUUGGUUUAAAAUUGAUAAUAGUCUUUGCUGUUUGUUUGUGGGGUUUUUUGCUAGCUAUAUCCAUUGCAUUUAAGUUAGUACAUUUGUAAAGAAAGGAAUACCGGGAUUUAUUGUGGGAAUUCCCUAAUCACUCUAACAUUCUUGUCACAAUGUCUGUGUACACGUUCAGAUGACCUGGGAGAAUUUUCUCCUGGGUUUGUUUCCUGCUAGAAAAACUUACCUGGAGAUACCUGAACAUUCAAGUGCUGAGCUGCUGAUAAGCAAAGUGCUUUCAGUGCUGAUGUUGCACAGCCAAGGACUCUGCAAGCUCCCUCAUUCUGCCCAAAGACAGAUAGCAGCAGUGUACUGGGCAACCCUGAUUGGCUGUCCCAGACUGCUCAGGGUCAACCUGCAUCUCUGCAGCAUAAUGUGGGAUUGUGAAGGGGGGGGGGGGGCGUGUUCUGCUCUGUGCUUGGCUGGAGCAGUAGCCCAAGCAACACAUUGUCUUCUUGGGGGGAAAAUGAGGGAGGAAGCAUGGGAGCAAAGCACCCUAGAUGCUGAAGAACUAUGCUGCAGCUUCUCUCAGAAGGAAAAGUAUAUGGACAUUUGCCCUCCCAGGAAAAAAAAAAACUACUGUUAGUGAUUCAAUUCUGGUUAUUCCCAGGUUGUUGUUUUUUUUCCUGGAGCAGCCAUUUUUGUGCUGAGAGAAAAAUUCUGAUCAUCAGUAUAUUCAUGGCUUCUAGUGGGAGAACAGUGACUCUCCCAGUAGAAACUGAAUGUCUGUAUAUGACCAUGGCACUGAUGUGCAUCUCCAGAUUUUCUGAGUCAUCUGCAAAGUUCUAAUUUAAUGUGAAUGUUAUGCCUUUGUAAAUGUUGUUUAAUCACUUCCUGUAUAUUGUAUAAUUAUUUGAGCAGUAUUUUGGAACAGAGAGCUACUUGCAUACUGUGCAUUCUGCUUUUAUUAAUAAGCUUUGUAAAUUUGACAUGGAGUAAAACAUAAUUUUACUAUCUGAAUUUGUUUCUUUAUGCUAAGGCAACUGUUACUGUAAAUUUUAAAGGGGAAAUUUAAGGAAAAUGUAGUUGUUCUCUUAGACUUUUAUUUUUACUAAACAAAUUAUACUAUCGUAGCAAACAAAACAAUGAGUGAAACUUCAUAUUUUAGUAAGGACUAAUAUUGCUAAACUUACCACAAGAAAAGUGCCUUAUGAUAAGAAAUCUGGAAUCUCUACAAAGUACUGGUAAUGUUCCUUUCUAUAGCUCUGAACUUGUACUACUGGCAAAAAAUGCAUAUGACAAUAUAUAUUAAAUGGUUCUUUGCCUUCCCUGUA